CAAUCGCGAUUCCUCUCUUUUUUUGGCACGUUUUAUUGUUUCUUACCUUUGAGUGCGAGUUCCAAGUCCAAGUCCAACUAGAGAGUAGGGAUUUUAGUUCUGCCGGUUCUGCUCCAACCUUUUUGAAUUCCACGGUUUUUCCUUAAAAAUGCGCGUAGGUAGUUGUAGUUUUCCAUGCACUAUAAAACGACACCCAGACGAAUUUGUUUUCACAUUUCUGUAUAAUACAAACAAAUACGUUGCGGUCUCAUACAGUCGGUCGCAAAGUUUCGAUCUGCCAUUUGAGAACCCAAAAGGAGUAGACAUGGAAGCAUUUGGUGAACCUAACGACCCGUCGCAAAACGAAGCAGAAGAAUCUGUGGACAAAGAAGUCGAAACAAACGAAUUGAUUGUGUUGGAUCCUGAUGCCACUGAAGUUGAUUUCAAUCAUGGAAGAAUUGCAAAAAUCGAGAAUUUGGAGUGUUUGACCCAAGUAGAGGGCUUAUAUUUACGUUGGAAUCUUAUCAAGAAGAUUGAGAACAUUGGUAUGCUGUCCACUUUGAGAGAGUUGGAGCUUUAUGACAACCAGAUAACUGAAAUAGAAAACCUGGGAUCACUUGUCAAUCUUGAACUUCUUGAUUUGUCAUUCAAUCGCAUCAAGACUAUCCAGGGGUUGGAUACCUUGGUCAACUUGAAAAAAUUGUUUCUAGUGUCCAAUCGGAUUGAGAAAAUUGAAAAUCUUUCUAAAUUGAAAGAACUUCAGAUGCUUGAGCUUGGAGACAAUAGGAUUAGGGUAAUUGAAAAUUUGGAUGAACUUACUAACUUGGAGUCUCUCUUUUUGGGGAAAAAUAAAAUAACUCAGUUGAACAAUCUUCAGUCAUUAAGCAAACUUAAGCUUUUAAGCAUACAGAGUAACCGUAUCGUAACUAUUGCAAAUCUCGAUAAACUAAUUAACUUGGAAGAGUUGUAUUUAUCGCAUAACGGAAUCCAGGUGAUUGAAAACUUGGAGAACAACACGAAAUUACAAACCCUUGAUCUCGCCGGCAACAGAAUUAAAUUGAUCCAGGGAUUGGACACAUUAGGCCACUUGGAAGAAUUCUGGUUUAACGACAAUUUGGUUGAAGAUUGGAAUCAACUAGAUGGACUUCGUGGAGCUACUACAUUGCAAACUGUAUACUUUGAACGUAAUCCCAUUCAAAAAGACGUUAAUUACCGCCGUAAAAUUAAAAUGGCUCUACCUUCACUAACGCAAAUUGAUGCUGCUUUAUGUCGUUAAAUUAAACGUGUUUCAAACAUCAAAAAGUUGUUUUUCAAAAUGUGCGCUAUGUUAAGAAUAAUAAAAAAACUUCCAUUUUGCA
Molecule: messenger RNA, 1337 nt
Organism: Daphnia pulex (common water flea)
Lineage: Eukaryota; Metazoa; Arthropoda; Branchiopoda; Diplostraca; Daphniidae
Gene: sds22
Product: protein phosphatase 1 regulatory subunit 7-like
Exons: 5
Coding region: 149-1255 (368 amino acids)
Molecular function (GO): protein binding
Source: RefSeq, a predicted model, not a curated record